This is a messenger RNA of Jaculus jaculus (lesser Egyptian jerboa), 1827 nucleotides long. RefSeq names its product interferon related developmental regulator 1 (gene Ifrd1). Lineage: Eukaryota; Metazoa; Chordata; Mammalia; Rodentia; Dipodidae. Gene Ontology annotation, cellular component: nucleus. The coding region runs from base 232 to 1605 and encodes 457 amino acids. The record is from RefSeq and is a predicted model, not a curated record. The transcript is spliced from 12 exons.
CUUAGCUCCCGCGCUAGAGAGAAACAUGUAUCGUUUCCGAUCACAGCUCUUCACGGGGAUUUCUGCUGCCGCCACCGCCGCCAACUUUUACCCCCGCCGCUGCUCGCCUCUGUUGUUAGCCCAAGACUCGCCUCUCAGCCGCCCGCCGCACAGACGCACGAGUAGAAAGUGCAGCUCCAUCGGCUGAUCUUCGCUGAGCUCCCGAGUUGAGGCGGCACCGGGCGUCCCACGAUGCCGAAGAAUAAGAAGCGGAACGCUCCCCACCGCGGUGGUAGUGGUGGUGCAGGUGGCGGCGGCGGCUCCGGGGCAGCUGCGACGGCGACGGCGGCAGCGACGACGACAGGUGGCCAGCAUCGCAACGUUCAACCUUUUAGUGAUGAAGACGCGUCCAUUGAGACAAUGAGCCAUUGUAGUGGCUACAGUGAUCCUUCCAGCUUUGCCGAGGAUGGUCCGGAAGUCCUUGAUGAGGAAGGCACCCAAGAAGACUUAGAGUACAAGCUGAAGGGAUUAAUUGACCUAACCCUGGAUAAGAGUGCAAAGACGAGGCAGGCUGCUCUUGAAGGAAUUAAAAAUGCACUGGCCUCAAAAAUGCUUUAUGAAUUUAUUCUGGAAAGAAGAAUGACCUUAACUGAUAGCAUUGAACGCUGUCUGAAAAAAGGGAAGAGCGACGAGCAGCGCGCCGCUGCGUCUUUAGCAGCUGUUCUCUGCGUUCAGCUGGGCCCCGGAUUCGAAAGCGAGGAGCUUCUGAAAACUCUUGGGCCGAUCCUCAAGAAAAUCGUUUGUGAUGGGACAGCUAGUGUCCAGGCUCGGCAAACGUGUGCAACUUGCUUUGGUGUGUGCUGUUUUAUUGCCACAGAUGACAUUACUGAGCUGUAUUCUACUCUGGAAUGCUUGGAAAGUAUCUUCUCCAAGUCCUGUCUGAAAGAGAAGGACACUGAUGUCUCUCGCAGCGCCCCGGACACAGUGCUCCACAUCAGCUCGCUGCUCGCGUGGGCCUUACUACUGACCAUCUGCCCAGUCAGUGAAGCCAAGAAGAAGCUGGAGCUGCAUUUCCAUAAACUUCCAAGCCUCCUUUCUUGUGAUGAUGUGAACAUGAGAAUAGCUGCUGGUGAAUCUUUGGCGCUUCUCUUUGAAUUGGCCAGAGAAAUGGAGAGUGACUUUUUUUAUGAAGACAUGGAAUCCUUGACCCAGAUGCUUCGUGCUCUGGCCACAGAUGGAAAUAAGCACCGGGCUAAAGUGGACAAGAGGAAGCAGCGAUCCGUUUUCCGAGAUGUCCUGAGGGCCGUGGAGGAACGGGAUUUUCCAACAGAAACUGUUAAAUUUGGUCCUGAACGCAUGUAUAUUGAUAGCUGGGUCAAAAAACACACCUAUGAUACCUUUAAGGAGGUUCUGGGAUCAGGGAUGCAGUAUCACUUGCAGUCAAAUGAAUUCCUUCGCAACGUGUUUGAACUUGGACCUCCAGUGAUGCUUGAUGCAGCAGCGCUUAAAACAAUGAAGAUUCCUCGGUUUGAGAGGCAUUUAUACAACUCUGCAGCUUUCAAAGCUCGAACAAAAGCUCGAAGCAAGUGCCGAGAUAAGAGAGCAGAUGUUGGAGAAUUCUUCUAGAUUUCCUGCAUUUGAUAUUUCCAAUUUCUUUAUUAUUUUUGCUACUCCUAAUGUAUAUAAACUUUAGAGACACAGUUUUUAUCUUGGGAUCAGCUUAGAUGAAUUUUGUCAUUCGGGAAGGGUUAUAUUUUAACUUAAUAUACAGUAUCACAAAUAAUGUUCUGCCUAUUGAAUAUUUUCUGUAAAUAUAUUGGUAACCACAAAUAAAGUGCUUGUAAUGUU